Messenger RNA from Penicillium lagena, 510 nucleotides. RefSeq lists its product as uncharacterized. The coding region runs from base 1 to 510 and encodes 169 amino acids. The transcript is spliced from 2 exons. Lineage: Eukaryota; Fungi; Ascomycota; Eurotiomycetes; Eurotiales; Aspergillaceae. The record is from RefSeq and is a predicted model, not a curated record.
AUGGUUUCAAAGACUCUACUUCUUGGUCUUGCCUUUGCAACCAACGCAUUUGCCGAUUUCUACCUUGGCAGCAUGUCUGGAGAAGGCAUAUCGGGCUCUGCUGGAGCUGGUCCUGCUCAACAGUCCCAGUGUAACUAUGUUCUUUGGGAUGAUGGAACGGACAUCUGCGAUGCCGGAAACUUUAACCCCGACGAUGGUAGCGGCGGCUGCCCUGGCCAAAAUUUCGACGCACCAGAUUGGUGCGGCAUGGAUGUCAGUGGCAUUGGUUGUCCAAGUGGGUAUGUAAUCGGUACCCCAGGAGGAAAUGACGACUGUGGUGCGGGUAUGAACGACAAUGGCGGCGAGACUCCAUCUGCGGGCACAUUCUACGCAAACGUGAUUGAUACGAGCCAUAAUAACACUGCCGUUGGUCGUUGUGUCUAUGAACUCAGCAGUACAACGGACUGCGUCAGUAAUGGAAGCUACGAGGCCGAGACGAUUGUUCACUGCUACAUGAAGGCGGGCUGCUAA